This is a messenger RNA of Postia placenta MAD-698-R-SB12, 1524 nucleotides long. RefSeq lists its product as hypothetical. The transcript has 2 exons. NCBI's taxonomy places the organism in Eukaryota, Fungi, Basidiomycota, Agaricomycetes, Polyporales, Adustoporiaceae. The record is from RefSeq and is a predicted model, not a curated record. The coding region runs from base 1 to 1524 and encodes 507 amino acids.
AUGCUGAAGAAGGAUACGCGUACAUUCCCGGCCAUCUUGCAUCCACAGGGUGCUCUCAAGCUCUCUGUUACUUACCUCACGACGCCUAAUUUCGAUCUGGUCGAGCGCGAGUCAUUACUCUCGUCACAGUUCUUCCAUGAGGGCGUGGACUUCACGCCAACUCUAGUCAGGCACAGUCAGCGCGAGUCAAUUUCAAGCUCUCCGGGUAGGCUGGCCCAACAGACUGCGCUCCCGAGCUCACAUCAAUCCUCUGUCGCCGACCAGUUCAUCUUGCCACCUCCGAUAUCGUCACGGACGGCGUCCUUCCCGAUUACUGGUGGAGGUAGCCCCCGCAUGCAAACCAUGGCAUUGCCCUCUGUGCGACGUCUAUCGAAUGCUGGCAUGGGUUUAGGCGGUGCGGGAUCCCUGUCUGGGUUGUCGGAAGGUUCAUCGCGUCAGGGGGGCGCCUCUAUCGUCUCGCGGGAUGAGGGCCCGUCGGUAUCUGCACUGGCAGCACGAUUGCGGCGCGAGAGUACGGGUGCAGGUCGGGGCAUGGCGAGCGCGACGUCAUUGCAGCAAGAGCUCUCGUCGUCCCCUGGUCCCGUGCCCAUCCGUCGCGGGCCUAUCACUCCGGUAUAUCCGUUCAAGUCUUCGACAUUGUCUUCUGGAUCGCCCUCGCCCUCGGUCCGGCAGCAUUCGCCGCUUGGCUCGCUUCCUAGUGCCGGGCCAUCAUUACCUUCUCGUCCGAUUCACUCUCCCACAUCGUCUCGCGUUGGAGUGAAUGUCCCACUAAUGAGUAGCCGUGCGCCGUCAUCGCCGGCCACCCCCUUUCGACCGUCGCCUCCACUUGCGCCAUCAAGCUUUGGAGAAAGGAGGUCGUUGGGUAGUGCAGAGGGUAUCGCGGAGAGCCCGAGGAUGGGCGGAGCGAAGCGAUAUUCGAGUAGUUUUGGCUAUCGAUAUGCCGCGACGGGAGGUGUAGGCAGUGAGGGGAGUGCGGGAAGCGCUGGUAGAGAGGGCGAACGGGCAGCGGGUGCGUCGUUCUUGAGCAACAAUACGGAUGAUGACGACAUAUCAGCAUUUGUUCAAGCUAUUGACGCUCGGAGACCAUUGGCUGGGUUGCGGGAGCAGAGCACGCCGCCGCCCGACGAGCCGCUCGACGGCAGGCCAAAUUCUGCGAACGUGUCCCGUCCCUCCAGCGAGCUCGCGCGGGCACGGACAAUGUCAAUGCCGGGGCCGAUGCUGGCGACGGAGUCUGCAGUCGAUGAGCGCCUGCGGGAGAUGUCAGAAGCAUUCAAGUCAACGUUACGCGGCCUUGGCGGGCGCCGACGGCGCGCCGUUGUGGGUGCGAAUGUUCCGCAGGACGAGCCGGCCCAGGAAUGCGUUCAUACUCCCGUGGACGAGGGUAUCGCUCUGCCUGCGACGUACGUACGGCCAAGGUACGGCUCGAUGGGGAGCGUGCGCUCCGGGUUCAGCAUCGCGUCCGGGGAGGUCAUCGGGAGGAUGGAUCCUGAAGUGGGGGGAGACCCAGGAAGGAGCGCGCGGUAG